Messenger RNA from Centruroides sculpturatus (bark scorpion), 672 nucleotides. Its product is annotated as histone-lysine N-methyltransferase SETMAR-like. The coding region runs from base 1 to 672 and encodes 223 amino acids. The record is from RefSeq and is a predicted model, not a curated record. NCBI's taxonomy places the organism in Eukaryota, Metazoa, Arthropoda, Arachnida, Scorpiones, Buthidae. Gene Ontology annotation, cellular component: nucleus. Gene Ontology annotation, molecular function: protein binding; histone H3K9 methyltransferase activity. The transcript has a single exon.
AUGGGAUGCUCUUGUUUGCGCUGGUUUGGGCCUAGUUACAAUAAUGGAUUAUUAAUAGAAAGACAAGAAGAAUAUGACAGAUUUAUUGUAGAAUGCAACUCGUCAUGUAGCUGUACAGAUCAGUGUCCAAACAGGGUUGUUCAAUGGGGAAUACAAUUUAAUUUCUGUAUAUUUGAUACUUCAAAUAAAGGAUUUGGUGUAAAGACAUUACAUUUAAUCAAGAAGCAUAAAUUUGUUUGCGAGUAUGCAGGAGAAAUUCUUACCAGAAAUGAGGCAAUCGGUCGUUUUUCAUUAAACAGUGAUGACAAUAAUUAUAUAAUAGUGGUCAACGAGCAUAUAGGUAGUGAGAAGAAAAUAGAAACUAUAGUGGAUCCUAGAUAUUAUGGAAAUGUUGGAAGAUUUCUCAAUCAUUCUUGCAAUCCUAAUUUAUUUAUGAUACCAGUCAGAACAAAUUCUGUAAUACCAAAACUGUGCUUGUUUGCUUCAAGAGAUAUACUUCCACUGGAAGAACUUUGUUACGAUUAUUCGGGUGGUAUAUUUUCUAGUGAGGAUAGUCAGAAGUAUGAAGAGUUAAUAAAGUCAUUAAAACCUAAUCAAAAGACAAAAAAGUGCUUAUGUGAAAGUCAUUUGUGUAAAGGAAUGUUACCUUAUGAUCCUUUUUUAUUCAAAUAA